Capsicum annuum is the source of this 511-nucleotide messenger RNA. RefSeq lists its product as uncharacterized. Gene Ontology annotation, cellular component: mitochondrial inner membrane. The record is from RefSeq and is a predicted model, not a curated record. NCBI's taxonomy places the organism in Eukaryota, Viridiplantae, Streptophyta, Magnoliopsida, Solanales, Solanaceae. Gene Ontology annotation, biological process: mitochondrial respiratory chain complex IV assembly.
GAAGAAGAGAAAAUGGCAGAGAAGAACACUUUGGAAUAUGUGAGGAAAUGGGUUGUGGAACACAAACUCCGAACAGUUGGGUGCUUGUGGCUUAGCGGAAUAGCGGGUUCAAUUGCUUACAAUUGGUCUCAACCCCACAUGAAAACCAGCGUUAAGAUCAUUCAUGCCAGGCUGCAUGCACAGGCGCUCACACUUGCUGCAUUAGCAGGUGCUGCAGUUGUCGAGUACUAUGACCAUAACUCGGGAGCUAAAGCGGAACGUGUUGCCAAGUUCCUUCAACCGCAAGCCCAUUCUCACAAGGAGUGAAUCAUGACAUCAGUUGAUGAAUAAAAACCAAAUUUAUUACGCACAGCUUUAUCUCUGAGUUUUACUAAAUCAAUUGUUUAGUACUGGUUUUCCUCCUUAGGAUAUGAUUAAUGUGGGCCUGCUGCUACACCAGCACUAGUCCCCUCUCUUUUCUAAAGGCUAAUGAACUUUAUUACUAUAUGAGACUAGUCCCAAUUUGCUUCGA